Strongyloides ratti is the source of this 1143-nucleotide messenger RNA. Its product is annotated as Troponin T, skeletal muscle. The record is from RefSeq and is a predicted model, not a curated record. The transcript is spliced from 6 exons. Gene Ontology annotation, molecular function: tropomyosin binding. Bases 1 to 1143 code for a protein of 380 amino acids. Gene Ontology annotation, cellular component: troponin complex. NCBI's taxonomy places the organism in Eukaryota, Metazoa, Nematoda, Chromadorea, Rhabditida, Strongyloididae. Gene Ontology annotation, biological process: regulation of muscle contraction; sarcomere organization; muscle contraction.
AUGAUAAUAUUAAUUAAUAAAGAAAAUUCUGAAGAGGAAGAAUAUGAAGAAGAAGAAGUUGAGGAAGUAGAAGAAGAAGUUGAAGAAGAAAUUAAAGAUAGUGAACCAAAAAAGGUUGAAACAAUCGAACAUGAAGAUGAAGAAGCAAAAACUUCACAAAAAGUACGAAAGAAUUUAAAAGAUUAUGAAAUUGAUGAUGCUAAUAUGACUGAGGGAGAAAAAGCAAUGUUAGCAGCUAAACGUCGUCAAGAAGAAGAAGACAAAGCUAAAGUACUAGAAUAUGAAGAAAAAAGAAGAAUUGAACGUGAACGUGAAGAAGAAGAAUUACGUAAACUAAAAGAAAAACAAGAACGUAGACGUCUUGAACGUGAAGCUGAGGAAAAAGAGGCUGCUGAAAAAUUAAGACUUGCUGAGGAAAGACGUAGACAAGAAGAAGAAGAAAGAAGAGCACGUAUGGAAGCUGAAAAAAAGAAAAAAGAAGAAGAAGCUAAACGUAGAGCUCAAAUGAUGGGUGGUAGUUUUGCUGCAGCAACUUCUGGUUCUGGAGGCAGAAAUUUUGUCAUCCCAGAAAAAAAAGAAAAAUCUGCUGAUAAGUUUGGAAAUAUUGUUCAAGCAAAACAAGAAAUGGGCAUGACUAAAGAACAACAAGAAGAAGCUAAACGCAAUUACAUGUAUACCAUUAGUAAAGGUCUUGAUUUGUCAAAUGUUCUUUCAUCUGAUCUUAAAGAAAAAAUCAAAAUUCUUCAUCAAAGAAUCUGUAAAUUGGAAGUUGAAAAGUAUGAUUUAGAGAAAAGACAUGAAAGACAAGUUUAUGACUUAAAAGAGUUAAAUGAACGUCAAAGACAAGUUGCUAGAAAUUCCGCCUUAAAAAAAGGUGUUGAUCCAUCUGAUGCUGGUGGUAGACAUCCACCAAAAGUUUGUAUCUCUUCAAAAUAUGAUAGACAAACUGAUAGAAGAACAUUCAAGGAAAAAAGAGCAAUGUUUGAUAAUAAAACUGCUUAUCCAUGUUUCCCUAAUAUUCCUCCACCACCAACAAUAUUAGAAAAAAGAAUAAAACCAGAAAUGGGGGAAGAGGAAGGAAAAGAGUAUCAUGAAGGAGAAUAUGGUGAAGAUGAAGAGGAAUAUGAAGAGGAAGAAGAAUAA